Acomys russatus (golden spiny mouse) is the source of this 1305-nucleotide messenger RNA. RefSeq names its product N-acetyltransferase 9 (putative) (gene Nat9). Gene Ontology annotation, biological process: protein acetylation. The record is from RefSeq and is a predicted model, not a curated record. The coding region runs from base 45 to 875 and encodes 276 amino acids. Gene Ontology annotation, molecular function: N-acetyltransferase activity. The transcript has 7 exons. Lineage: Eukaryota; Metazoa; Chordata; Mammalia; Rodentia; Muridae.
GCGGCGCUGACGCCUGUUGUUGGGGACGCCUUCCUCGGCGGGGGAUGGGUGUGAGUUUGGCGGUUUGCAGACUAAGGCGGUUAGAGGGUCGAGGAACCGCCUUCGUGCCACGCAAAAGGGCUGAGGCCGGAGGACUUCAAGCAGCUACAAUGAAGCUGAAUCAGAACACAGUUCUGCUGGGCAAGAAGGUGGUCCUGGUACCCUACACUUCCGAGCAUGUGCCUAGGUACCAUGAGUGGAUGAAGUCGGAGGAACUGCGGCAUCUGACAGCCUCAGAGCCCCUGACCCUAGAGCAGGAAUAUGCGAUGCAGUGCAGCUGGCGUGAAGAUGAAGACAAGUGUACCUUCAUUGUGCUGGAUGCAGAGAAGUGGCAGGCCCAGCCCCGCCCCCCCGAAGAGAGCUGCAUGGUGGGAGAUGUGAACCUCUUCCUCACAGAUCUAGAGGACCCCACCUUGGGGGAGAUUGAGGUCAUGAUUGCAGAGCCCAGCUGCAGAGGUCAGGGCCUUGGUUCCGAGGCUUCUCUCCUGAUGAUGGCUUAUGGAGUGACAAAGCUAGGUCUGACCAAGUUUGAGGCCAAAAUCGGGCAAGAAAAUGAACCCAGCAUCCGGAUGUUCCAGAAACUUCACUUUAAGCAGGUGGCUGUGAGCAACGUCUUCCAGGAGGUGACACUCAGGCUGGCAGUGAGUGAGCCAGAGCGGCAGUGGAUUCUGGAGCGGACAAGCCACAUGGAAGAGCAACCCUAUAGAGGUGGGAUGACAGAGCCUGUGACAGCUACCCAGUGUGAGCAGGAGAGUUGGAACCACCCACUCCCAAGGCCAGACAGUUGCAUGGGAGAUAAAUGUACAGUACCUUCAGUCUGCGCCAGGCCCUCGUGAGCCUGAGCCUGCCUUGGCCUCCCCUGGCUGCCAGUGGCCAAGAAGACUCCUUCCUACUCCCAACCAUAAGCUGACCCUAACUGUGCUUGAAUGGAUGGCUGUAGUCCAUCGAAGUCAAGGUGGAGGUGGGAACCGGAAGCCGGAAGUGUGUGGAGAACCAGCCUUUCCCUAGGGUCCUGGCUGAGUAAAACAUUUGUUUAGGCAGCUUCCCUUGUUCCUUCAUCCGUUCUCCUCAUGGAGAAGGCUGAGGCAGGGUGCUCAAUCCUGUUGUCAGCAGACCAGAGUGACCAAGUGGGCUUGAACCUGGAAACACAGGCAACCUAGUGAAGGAGUGGGCUGGCCCCUCAGCCUAGUGUCCUUGGUCCUAUUCUGUUCUUAGAGCCAGACAGGUCCGAGGGAAGAAGAAUGACUUCUGCAUACAGCUCCUUGU